CUUACGCAUUAAUUUCACGCGAUUUAAAACUCCUAUGUUCUUAUUUCGAUGAACAGUGAUGAUAAUGAUAUCAACUUCCUAAUCUCUGCAGCAGUUGCAAACCACCCUGCUCCGUCAUGUCCGAUUCCCAAUCACGACCAGUUUCCCUGACACGGUAUCGCGUUGCCGCAGCCUACGCUCUGGUAUACAUCCACAAUAAUAUCCUUUUCCCCUCAUCGCCCCAAACCCCUCUACGAACCGACGAAAGCGAUGUCAAGCAACUAGAACGUCAGAAUGGCACCGAGGACGGGCGUCGCGUGGAGAGCGGCCUCCUCCCAUCCCUCUUGGCUACGCGCGAUCAACUGAUGGAGGAAGUCGGCCGCAUGCGCGAGAUGAUGGAGGAGACAUUCCUGGAGUCAUUCCUCGCUCUGGAUUUUCCGUCGGCGCAUACAAUCGAGGAAGGGAGUGCGGAGAGGAACUAUCUCAUCGAGCAGCUGCAGCGGCGGGGGAUUUCGCGUACGGGGAUCGAGAGGGCGCUGGCACGGUUCAAUGAGGACGACAACUACGGCGAGGAGCUUCGACGGCGGCGCCAGAAUGGAGAGCGGGAGUCGACGGUGGUCGACGAUCAGAGCUCGUCUCCGGCGCAGGAAGGCCAGAAUCUCCUGAACCUGCUAUACCACAUUGCGGAGGAUCAGUCUAGACGAGAUGGCUAUAUCCACCGACAGGUGACGUGUAAUAGCUGCGGUGCCAUGCCCAUUCAAGGCAUACGGUAUCGGUGCGCAAAUUGCAUUGACUAUGACCUGUGCGAGACCUGUGAGGCGAUGCAGGUGCACAUCAAAACUCAUCUCUUCUACAAGUCGCAGCCGGUGUGCCUGCCACGCGCGCUGGCGAAGCGUUUGAUGAAGGAGACCAAUUUUGAGAACACGGAAUUGGACGCUCUCUGGGACCAGUUUAGGUGCUUAGCGAGCUAUGAGUGGCCAGACGACCCGAACAAGUUGUGCAUGGCUAUCGAUCGCAAAACGUUUGAUCGUUGUUUUGUGCCGCAUACUUCCAUCCGUCCUCCGCCCCCAAGCCUCAUCUACGACCGCAUGUUUGCGUUCUAUGACACGAACAAUGAUGGAUUGAUCGGGUUUGAAGAAUUCCUCAAGGGUUUGGCCAGCUUAAAUAACAAGAGCAAUGACGAAAGGUUGCGGCGAGUGUUCCGUGGCUACGACAUUGAUGGAGAUGGCUACGUGGAGCGCAAGGAUUUCUUGCGGGUUUUCCGUGCAUACUACGCUCUCAGCCGGGAGCUAACUCGCGACAUGAUUGCUGGUAUGGAAGAUGACUUUCUCGAGGGAGGCGCACGAGAUGUCGUGCUUGGAAGUCAGCCCGUCAGCUCGGCAUUCCCUGGCAGUAUUCCUUCCGGGGAGCCAUCAAGGACUGGGGAAGGGAAGCGCUUGAAUUCCGAAGGAGAUCUUGAAAUCGUGGAUAACCAGGGUAUAUUACGUCAAGAUGGCACCGACACAGGCGACCGACACGCUGUUGUAGGGGAGGCAGCUGUCCGGGCCAGAUGGGGAUCCAGAGGGCCUCUGUUUCCCGCACAACUGACAGCACAGGCAAACUCGACUGCCGCAGAUUCCAGGCGCGGAGAUUCGAAUGUUCCUCGUUCAAGCGAUGCACAACAAGGGAACGACGAAGAUGCCAGCUCCGAUGAGGACGGGUCCAGCUCCUCAGUGGCUAGUGACUGGCCCGGCACGGAGAACAUUCUUGAGCAAGAUAUUGUCAACGCUCUCGGGACUCCUGUCCCUCUUCAAGAGGUCACUGACCCUGAGGACAGAGAACGCGUUGCUGAUGUUGUCUUUCGUAGAAUGCGCGAUGACCACCACAGACUCCUGACCGACGUCCGCAGGGAUGGCAUUGAUGAGCGCUGGAGACGGAGGGCCUUCUACACGGAUGUAGAAGAUGGUGCCACUGCUCCUGAAGGCUAUGUGAGCGAUCCUGAUGUCGACCAUCUGUCCGAGGAUGAGCAUGCUCCCGGCCACCCUUCAGCUCUCGAUUCCCACCCUCCAUCCCCCCGCUCUCGGUCGUCGUCCAAGGUACGGUUCCAGGACGACCUCACUGAUGACUACGAUGUCAGAUCCAAUCCCUCUACUUCGUCUCGCAGCAUCCCUGUAGGCGAGCGGUGGGGCGGGUUUGAGAUCCCCGAGGUCGAGAAAGACGUCGGGAAGGAGAUCUUGUAUCAGGUAACGCAGCAGGGGUUCAACGAACUCCUUGACAUCUUAUUCAAGCCAAAGGAAGAUCUGCUCAUGGAAGCCUAUCGGACCCGCACAGAGCGCAAAAUCUGGGCUCGCGAGAUCGAACUCGCGGAGAUGAUGGACCCUAAGAAACGGAUGGCCCAGGAGGGUGGGACGGCAACCGACGAAGAAGUGCAGGAACUCCUGAAUCGGUCCGGUUAUUCUUUGCGAAGCCCACAGUUGGAGCCUCUUCAUCAUAGUCCAGAUUUAUCCGUGCGUCCAACACUGGGGAGCCCUGAGAGUGUACAACCUGUGCACCUCGCCGAUCCUGAAGAAGACGACGAUUUGGUUGAUUCUGCUCCAGCCGAGGAGAGGGUCGAAGAAACCGCGGCUGCGAAUGAGCCCGCUCGCUCCUUGACGCCCGAGUUCCAGGCCGCGACAGAAGCCAGCUCACUCCGUGACAUGCCGGACUACGAUCCGACACUACCACAGUUUCGACCGAACGAAGAACUAGAAGCUCCACGAGGAGUGCCCGGCCUACCGGUUCCCGACCUGGACAACUCACUCUUCGUCCCUAUGACUUCUCUCUCGCAAACCGACCUGCAGCAACAGCAGCAGGAUCUCCCAGCGGAGCUUCCUGCAUCUUCUUCAUCCUCCCUCCCGCGACGUCAUGGCCCCACGCUUCCUCCGUCCACGCUGACGCUUACUCGCUGGGCAUACCUGAACCAGAUAGAGCGGGAGGCGAAGGAACGCGGCGGUACUGGCGCCAAGCUCAACUUUGAGGAGUUGGCGUUUGUGGCGAGCUGGAUUGAGAUGGCUAGUUUUUAGUCUGUAUCUCUUGUAUAAUAAUGAGGAAGGAAAAACAGGCGCUAUUGCUACAAAUGGUUGCAUCUUACGGUAUUGUAGGUGGAUUAGGUGAAUAAAAUCAAUACCC
Messenger RNA from Aspergillus novofumigatus IBT 16806, 3126 nucleotides. Its product is annotated as EF hand domain protein. Gene Ontology annotation, molecular function: calcium ion binding; zinc ion binding. NCBI's taxonomy places the organism in Eukaryota, Fungi, Ascomycota, Eurotiomycetes, Eurotiales, Aspergillaceae. Gene Ontology annotation, cellular component: membrane; intracellular membrane-bounded organelle; cytosol. Bases 117 to 3020 code for a protein of 967 amino acids. The transcript is spliced from 13 exons. The record is from RefSeq and is a predicted model, not a curated record.